Messenger RNA from Polypterus senegalus (gray bichir), 3910 nucleotides. RefSeq names its product alpha-1,6-mannosylglycoprotein 6-beta-N-acetylglucosaminyltransferase B (gene mgat5b). The transcript has 19 exons. Gene Ontology annotation, molecular function: alpha-1,6-mannosylglycoprotein 6-beta-N-acetylglucosaminyltransferase activity. Gene Ontology annotation, biological process: protein N-linked glycosylation. Lineage: Eukaryota; Metazoa; Chordata; Cladistia; Polypteriformes; Polypteridae. Gene Ontology annotation, cellular component: Golgi apparatus. The record is from RefSeq and is a predicted model, not a curated record. Bases 1 to 2682 code for a protein of 893 amino acids.
AUGUUUGCCACCUUUGUGGACCUGUAUCUUAACGAAUCCCACCUUAAAGCUCUUCCCCCAGCUCUUCUUCAUUUACCUCCACUUACCGCUCACAAUGAAGAAGACCUCUCUUGCUUCUGCCUGAUCUCUGACAGCCUCAGCGUAGAGGAGUUCACAUUUGUACAAGCCAGUGUCGUCCUUGAGCUGGCUCAGGAAGCGAACAGAGAGGAGAGGAGAGCUGAGCAGAGGGGUGGGGAGGGAGGAGGUUAUGCCAGCAACUGCCUGUGCGCCACGCCGGGACUCCGCGGUCCAAGUAGGCGAGCAGAAGAUGCUGCUGACGAAGUGAAGACGGACGGUAACAUCAUGGUGAGGCGCUGCCUCUUCUCCUUCAAGCCCUUCAGGAUUUUUAUGUUUGGCAUUGGAGUCUUCAGUUUGUUUCUCUUCAUAACAUCACUUGGCGGCCAGCUUUUAACAAAGAAGAUGGCAGAAUAUCCUUUUACUAUCCGAAAUGAAGUCCUAGGCUCAGCGGAGUCUCGUGGUGUGCUGAGAAGAAUAUGUGACAUGCUGGAAACCAUCAUGAAGCGUAUUGAUACUCUUUCACGGAUGGAUAAUGCUAGUGACCUAAAGAGACUGGAAGAACUCAGUCUGGCCAUAAGCAGGUUCCAGCCAGCUAAUCUAAUGGAGAAGAUCCAAGCAAUUGCACAGAACAUGUCAAGCAUGGCUGCCAAGGUGGAUCAGAUCUUACAAAACAGGGAGGCCAUUAGUAGAGCCAAAUAUGGGACUGUCAACCAGUGUGAAGUCCCAAAAGAUCCCCGAUACCCAGAAUGCCCCAACAAAGUGGAUUGGAUGAGAGCACGCUGGACAUCUGACCCCUGCUAUGCCUUCUAUGGGGUAGACGGAACAGACUGCUCCUUUGUAACUUAUCUGAGCGAGGUUGAAUGGUUCUGCCCUCCUUUGCCCUGGAGAAAUCACACAAUCUUGUCCACUCAUAAGCCUAAGGAAAAGCGACAGGCAGCUUUCCGCACAGAUUUAACUGCACUUUUGGAACAGAUGAGCACAGGCAAGGAGUCUUUAAAGUUUAUGAAGAGGAGAAUACAUCACCUGACCAGACAGUGGGCACAUGCAGCUAACAGAUUGGCACAGAGGCUGAAGGACAAAUGGAGGGAACAGAAGCUGGUCCUAGUACAUGUGGGCUUCCUAACUGAGGAGUCAGGAGAUGAAUUUAGCCCUAGGGUACUAAAAGGAGGUCCCCUGGGAGAAAUGGUGCAAUGGGCAGACAUUCUAACAUCUCUUUAUGUCUUGGGACACAGCCUAAAGGUCUCAUUUUCAGUCAAGGAGCUGCAGGGCUUUCUGGGAGUCCCACCAGGACGUGGAAGCUGCCCUUUGACCGGGCCAUUGCCAUUUGACCUUAUCUACACUGAUUACCUUGGACUACAGCAAAUGAAACAAAAUAUGGGCUUGUCCUUGAAGAAACACAGGUGCCGGAUUCGAGUCAUUGAUACCUUUGGUACAGAACCAGCAUACAACCAUGAAGAGUAUGCUACACUUCAUGGGUUCAGGACGAAUUGGGGCUACUGGAACCUGAACCCUAAACAGUACAUGACCAUGUUUCCUCACACACCUGAUAACUCCUUCAUGGGCUUUGUGACUGAGGAGCUUAAUGAGACAGAAAAAGAGGAGACUGAGAUAGGCAAACAGCACCGGAUGGCUGUUGCAUAUGGAAAGGAAGUGAGCAUGUGGAAGCUGCAGGGCAAGGAGAAGUUCCUUGAAAUUCUGCACCGGCACAUGGAAAUCCACAGCACAGUGUACUAUGAACAACAGCGCCCCCAAGAGAUACCAGCCUUCAUCAAAAACCAUGGCAUUCUUCCCCAGCUGCAGCUGCAGCAGUUGCUUCGUAAAGCUAAGCUCUUCGUUGGAAUGGGGUUUCCAUAUGAGGGGCCUGCUCCCUUAGAAGCUAUAGCCAAUGGGUGUAUCUUUCUACAGCCAGGAUUCAACCCACCCCACAGCUCUCUAAAUCAUGCCUUCUUCAAAGGAAAGCCAACAUCCAGAGAGAUUUCUUCACAGCACCCCUAUGCAGAGAGGUACAUUGGUAGACCCCAUGUGAUCACUGUGGAUUACAAUAACCUGGAAGAGUUUGAAUCUGCAGUCCUGGAGAUCAUAAAAGUCAAAGUGAAGCCCUACCUGCCCUACGAGUACACAUGUGAAGGAAUGCUGGAGCGCUUACAUGCUUACAUCCAUUACCAGGAUUUCUGCACCCCUGAUGUUCCUGUUGCUCCACAAAAUGCCUCUGAGGUGCCAAGGAGAUAUUUAGUUCGUCUACCUAACUCCAUGGCAUUUGGUUGGCCAACGAACAUGUCUAGCCCACUUAUGUGGCCUCCACUGAGUGCCAUGCAGCUGUGGGUUUCUGAAGAGGGUCAGUCAUGUACUGAGCAGUGCCAGUACCGCAACCUGGUGUGUGAACCUGCUUUCUUCAGCCUUAUCAACAGCAAGGAUGUCUUCCAACAGUUGCAGAUCCAGUGUGAUCAAAUGGAGGUGGAGAUGAAUCACGUUUUUCCAGGUUUCUCCUCAAGCAAGAAAAACUGUUUUCUCCAAAAAGAGCCACUGCUGUUCAGCUGUGCUGGCUUCAAGCAUAAACACCAGCGCCUCUGUCCCUGCCGGGACUUCCGUGCCGGUCAGGUGGCACUCUGCACAGCAUGCUUGUGAGAAGCUGUCAAAAUUCCUUGCCCUGCAGGAGUCCCUCCCCACCUCUAGCCUACAACCUGACAAGAGGACAGUACAAGACAGUGGGCCACAGACAGUCCCACUCUGGACAAUCAUGGGCAUGUUGAGUGAGCUGGAGUGCUCAUAAUAGUCCCUGGGGCUUGCCCUUGGGGAUCAUCAAUGGCAUUACAUGACAGUCUGCCUUGCACACGUAAAUGGCUGUGGAUGGACAACAGUGUUUGCCAGGAUAAAAAGGGGAAAUUCAGAUGUUGCAAAAAGUGCCUGCAAAGAUCGCCUGCUGUCACCCUAUGGGGCAGCACAAAGGAUUUGCUUCUGAAAGCUUAAUUAGUGUCAUCCGCAGGGUAGAGUUAUUUCAGAAGGCAUUUCAAAUCCCAGUGGCAUGCAGUGCUGCUCCAGGGCUCUCUUGUUUACUAAGACUAGAAACAUUUGACAGCAUUCUUUGAGGUUGGCUGCAGGGCUGUCUGAGUGUUUACAAUUAGUAAUCCUUUUGCACCUGCCCUUGGUUGGGUGAAUUCUGCACCCAGUGCCCUUGAAAAGGCCUGAUUUCAUGCAGAUCAUAAGCAGAAAAUUAGACAACAGGCCACAAGUUAAGCUGAAAUACAAGAUCAGAGCUGGGUGCACAAGCCACAUUAGCCGGCUGACAAGUCGAGAAGUGCGUAUCAUCUCAGCUACACACACACACUCCUUUGAACAUUCACAUGUACCUAAGUGUGUUAAUUGAGGGCACUCAUGCACAUGUCAGAGCAGCGACAUACAACAUGCAACACACCUGCUUGGAAUCGCACACAUCAGAGAGGUCACACACUGCACAUAUACACUAGUGCAAUCACAUGCAGUUGUCCACUCACACAACUCUGUGCAGUCAUACAUCAUGGUGGUUGUACACAGUACUCAUCAAAGCUGUCAUAUAAAUUUGCACACCAUUAUAGGGUGGUCAAAGAUGUGCAUAUAAACACACAAGAAUGCAGUCAAAUGUAUAAAACACAGAUUCAUGCAGUUAUACAAACAUCAGUGCCAUUACAUGCAUGAUAUAUGCACCUGUAAUCACACAGUCCAGUAAUGCCUGCAACUCUACCUACAUGCUGCUCUCAUAAGCAAAAAUAACAACCAUAAACACUUGUAUGUUAUUUUAUAGUUAUACACACAUACACAACUGAGCAUUAUAAGAAAAGGCACUAUAUAAGCGCCUGACCUGACACAGAUGGACACG